This is a messenger RNA of Rodentolepis nana, 465 nucleotides long. The record is from the annotation of a GenBank genome assembly. NCBI's taxonomy places the organism in Eukaryota, Metazoa, Platyhelminthes, Cestoda, Cyclophyllidea, Hymenolepididae.
AUGUCUAAGAACAUAGCAAGCAGUUUUCGGCUUAGGGUGUGUCAUACGGUGUACGCCCUAGGAAAUAUCUCUGGCAACAAUAAUUACAAAUUGGCCAGUCAAGUGGUUUAUGAGGUUGUUCAACGCAUGGUUAAGAAGAAGAUGCUAGAUCCGAAUUUGCGUGACCAAACACGAGAUCUCUUGCUCCUUCAUCACAGCACUCUCUACACCCGUCAGAAAAGACGUGCCAAGACCGGCCAACAACUUCACAUCAUUCGCUCUCUAGCCGAAAUUGGUAAACGGCACUCAGCCAAAGAAGUUCACAAGAUGUCUCAUGUGCCCUCGCACUCCAUUGUUAAAUCUGCCACGAAUUUGGGUGUGGAUAGAAUGGACCCACAGGCUGCAACUGCCAGUGCAAAUGACCAACACACUCCAGACAACAUUGAGUCCACUCAGGUACCCAUUACCAUUCUUAAAACUACUUAA